AUGACGGGUCAGCGAAGACUGGGCUUCUACGGGUGUUAUAUGAGCUAUACGAUCCAACAGGUGUGUUAUGAUAGGAUCCGUUAUAAUGACGAUGUUCCCUGUCGAGGGACUAGUACUGUGAGGCCGACUGCUGCUACUGUGAGGCAGACUGGUGCUACUGUGAGGCAGACUGGUGCUACUGUGAGGCAGACUGGUGCUACUGUGAGGCAGACUGUUGCUACUGUGAGGCAGACUGUUGCUACUGUGAGGCCGACUGGUGCUACUGUGAGGCAGACUGUUGCUACUGUGAGGCAGACUGGUGCUACUGUGAGGCCGACUGGUGCUACUGUGAGGCAGACUGUUGCUACUGUGAGGCAGACUGGUGCUACUGUGAGGCAGACUGGUGCUACUGUGAGGCAGACUGUUGCUACUGUGAGGCAGACUGUUGCUACUGUGAGGCAGACUGUUGCUACUGUGAGGCCGACUGGUGCUACUGUGAGGCCGACUGGUGCUACUGUGAGGCCGACUGCUGCUACUGUGAGGCAGACUGGUGCUACUGUGAGGCCGACUGGUACUACCGUGAGGCAGACUGGUGCUACUGUGAGGCAGACUGGUGCUACUGUGAGGCAGACUGGUGCUACUGUGAGGCAGACUGGUGCUACUGUGAGGCAGACUGUUGCUACUGUGAGGCAGACUGUUGCUACUGUGAGGCAGACUGGUGCUACUGUGAGGCAGACUGUUGCUACUGUGAGGCAGAUUGGUGCUACUGUGAGACAGACUGGUGCUACUGUGAGGCAGACUGGUGCUACUGUGAGGCAGACUGUUGCCACUGUGAGGCAGACUGUUGCUACUGUGAGGCAGAUUGGUGCUACUGUGAGGCAGACUGUUGCUACUGUGAGGCAGACUGUUGCUACUGUGAGGCAGACUGGUGCUACUGUGAGGCAGACUGGUGCUACUGUGAGGCAGACUGUUGCCACUGUGAGGCAGACUGUUGCCACUGUGAGGCAGAUUGGUGCUACUGUGAGGCAGACUGUUGCUACUGUGAGGCAGACUGGUGCUACUGUGAGGCAGACUGUUGCCACUGUGAGGCAAACUGUUGCUACUGUGAGGCAGAUUGGUGCUACUGUGAGGCAGACUGUUGCUAUUGUGAGGCAGACUGGUGCUACUGUGAGGCAGACUGGUGCUACUGUGAGGCAGACUGGUGCUACUGUGAGGCAGACUGGUGCUACUGUGAGGCAGACUGGUGCUACUGUGAAGCAGACUGGUGCUACUGUGAGGUAG
Messenger RNA from Procambarus clarkii (red swamp crayfish), 1260 nucleotides. Lineage: Eukaryota; Metazoa; Arthropoda; Malacostraca; Decapoda; Cambaridae. The record is from RefSeq and is a predicted model, not a curated record.